Coccidioides immitis RS is the source of this 621-nucleotide messenger RNA. RefSeq lists its product as uncharacterized. Lineage: Eukaryota; Fungi; Ascomycota; Eurotiomycetes; Onygenales; Onygenaceae. Bases 1 to 621 code for a protein of 206 amino acids. The transcript is spliced from 5 exons. The record is from RefSeq and is a predicted model, not a curated record.
AUGAGUCUUAUUCAGCGGUGGAUUUCUCAGCCAAUUGAUGAAAAAUCAAAAAUCGGUAUGGAGAUAAUGAUGGAUGUCCUCCGUACGGAGGAUGCAGAGUGCCCAAUUUGGAUCGCGCAGGGGUGGAGGAUGUGGUGGUGGUCCGGAAGACUGGUCGCUCCCAUUGGAGGACUGCACAUCCAAGCCACUGGACUGGGAAUGGAAUCAAGUUGUGAUCCGGCACUCAUGACUGUGUUGAAUCGGGUUAGCGAGAAGAUCAUGCGGACGUUGCUGCUAGCAAUGGGCUUGCCGUGGAUAAUGCAUUUAUGGGAAAGGAUUGUUGAGACGGACCAUUUUGGAAGAGAAUGGUGCUCCAGACACACAAUGAAUCUCGCCCAGCAGGUCGACACGGAACUAUCCUUGCGUUGGCUGAGAAGCCUUGCCGCAGAUCAAGGGUGCCCCCCAGGCGACCGCAGCCCGCAAGAAGGCAUGAGAGUAUACGGAAUUGGUUUCCUUGCCGCCGGCUCAGCAGGCAAGGCGAUGAAGUAUGGUCAAACAUUGGCUAAGAGCGGUGGACAGAAGGGCAUCCCGUCCAUCAUCGAUUUUGUCGCCCAUAAGUUCUAUGCCCGAAUCGGCCAAUAA